ACAAAUCCUCUGUAGCGAUGUAAAGGAAUUUAACGCCGACAAAAGGUUCACAAUCCCCGCCCUGGGCAGAACGAGGUUUCACGCUCGAGUCAUUCACACAUCGGUUUAGGACCUUAACCAAACACGAGCUGCAAGACAAGAUUACAUGUUCGUUUUACUUGAAGCACCUCUUCUCUGGUCUUCUCUCCGGAGUUCAACAAGAAAUAGGACAUCUUCGAGCUUGUAUAAAUCAGCUUUGAAGAUAAGUAGUUCUGUAAGAUUUUGAGUAAGGAGGAUAUUAAAAAUCUCUGCUGGAGUUGUCAUUGUGCCGAAUUGUAAGAAUGCACCAAAGCUCUCGUUCAACCAGCUAAACGGAUCCAACACAAAGGAGGGAGCUUUUUAUGUCCGUCUCGCAAUAUUUUAAGCACAAUGCUUCUGUAGAACGUAGCUGUAUUGAAAGGGAAUUACUUCAUGUUUUUCUGUGUAAUGAUGGGCUGGUGGUCGCCUGUGUGUAAGCAGUAGGGUCGUAUCACUUUGCGAGUUUCAUCCGCAGUGACAAACUGAAUUGAAUUCAGGAGUAGUUUGCCCACACGACAGGAUUUACAAAUUCGAGCAGCGGUCUACCUUUUCCUGCAUCUGAGAGCAGUUUGCGAAACUUUUGAUUGCUAAUAUUUUGUAGGCAGCUAUCACAACUUGGUGAUCCACAAUUAUUUGACCACAAACAUUUGGCAAAAUAAAGUUCUCUCUGACACUUACAAGUGGACCGUCGUCGAGAAAAGUGGAUAAGUUUAAAUUUUGGAGGAAUUUUAACUUUGGAACAAUUGGAAUCUGAUUUUGAUAUGACUGCUUACCGUUCCUGUGUAUAUGUCUAAAAAAUGAUGUAGAGACAGAUCAUUGCUUUAUCCGUAAUUGACUGGCUCUCAUUUAGUGUGUCAAUUGAAAAGUGAGUUCGCUAUAUUAGGUAAUUGUUAUCUUCAAAGAAUGGAUGGACAACGAAAGAUGCAAAACAUCACCGAGACGACCCCACGAGGCAGCCCGUCUCCUCGGCUCAAUGUCCCCGGGCAACUAUCCGGUGGAAACACAAAGCUUCAACCUGGACCGAACGGCGGUCGCGGCACCACCGUGACGCGGAAGUUCUCCUUAGCCCCGAGCAACGCACCCAGCACGGGCAAACAAAGCUCUGUUGCGACGCACAGCCCCGGUAUACAAAUCGACAACACGUUCCAGAUGGAGCCGGAUCCGGAUUAUCAUUUCAACGCAUCCCGCGUGGAGAAACUGUUGAAGAAACUGACGGAGUCCAUGCUGGACGGAAUCGCCUACGACCGGAACACGACGCCAGAUCUAGCCCGGAACCUGAGUGAAGACGUUAAGAACAGGGUGAAGCAACUCAAAUACGACCGGUAUAAGAUAGCAGUUCACGUCAUCAUUGGUUCCGUGGAUGGGCAAGGAAUGAAGAUUGUCAGCAGGAGUGUGUGGGACGAUCAGCUUGAUAACUACGCCUCGACUUUCUACCAGAGCUCUACCCUAUUUGCCGUGGUUAUGGUGCAUGCAACUUACUAUGAAUGAAGGAUCAGAAUAUUAUUUUAGGUACUGAACCAUCUUCGUAUACUCAGACAGCUGGGAAAACCUAAAUACAGAUGGAGCAACGUUAAUUGUGUCUGAUGAUGAUAACGCAAGACUGAAACUGUUUAAUGUGGAUCUUGGAAAUAGUAUUUUCGAGAGACGAAUCUGGCUGAGGAACUUUACUAAUAAUUAUUAUGAUAUCUUCCUUCAGCAGAAAAUAACGCUUGAAAAUGUUGUUAUGCAAAACAAGUUCUGUCACUCAGUUUGUGUGCUUACAGACUUCAUGAAACAGUGUAGCUUCUUAAUGAUACUUCUGUUUUGACUCAACACGCAAUGCGUGUGCAGGUAGCCUAGUAUUUAGACUUUUAGUAUCGCCAGACGUUGACACUAUUGGUAAUUGUCAAAGACCAGUCUUCUCACCAUGGUGUA
Messenger RNA from Asterias rubens (European starfish), 1971 nucleotides. Its product is annotated as tctex1 domain-containing protein 2-like. NCBI's taxonomy places the organism in Eukaryota, Metazoa, Echinodermata, Asteroidea, Forcipulatida, Asteriidae. The transcript has a single exon. Gene Ontology annotation, biological process: microtubule-based movement. Gene Ontology annotation, cellular component: cytoplasmic dynein complex; cytoplasm. Gene Ontology annotation, molecular function: dynein intermediate chain binding. The coding region runs from base 961 to 1545 and encodes 194 amino acids. The record is from RefSeq and is a predicted model, not a curated record.